Messenger RNA from Cherax quadricarinatus, 1010 nucleotides. Lineage: Eukaryota; Metazoa; Arthropoda; Malacostraca; Decapoda; Parastacidae. The record is from RefSeq and is a predicted model, not a curated record.
GUAGCAGUUAUGUAUAUACAGUAGAUUUAUUCUUCUAUUUGAGUUUACUUCUACUCUCCUUACAACUUUCUUAAAUUCUACUUCAACUAUUACUUUCCCCUCUCACAUGUGAUAGGCACAGGCCCAGGCAGAAGAGCAACAGCAGGUGAAAGAUUUGGAAAAGUUUGUGUUGGUUCCACUACCUGUGGAACAGACAGAGGUGUUAUCUGGCCAAGGUGCCCCAGUCAGUACAAGCAACAUCCAUGUUACUACAGCUGUUACAUCCACCAUCUCUGCUUCAAUUACCUUCACCUCUACAACCACUGUGACAUCUACCACAUAUACUACUGCUGCCCUAACCACUUCUUAUACAUCUUCAACAAUCCUUUACUCAACAACAUCAACUGUUGCUCCAUUCACCACCUCCACCACCACAACCUCCACUACAGCUGUCCCUGCCACCCCGAGUGUUGAGGCCAUGAUUCCUGAGGUGAUUGUGGAGGGGGAACAAGCACCAGAGCAUCACUUGGAUGGAGCAGUCACAGUCGAGCCUUCCACUGGAACCCAACCCUCUGAACAGGUGCCUAAGCCAGCUGAGGCUAGCCAAGAGGUGCUGAGCGACCCUAGCAGAACUGGCCCAACACCCCCUGACCAGGCACCAGCUCAAAAGCCGGCCUCAGAGGACGUCCUACGGCCAGACCAACAGAUCACAGGUUCGGGCCCCGCUGACGGUGACGCUGCAGUUACUGAGGCUGAGGGCCCGGUGGACGCCAAACUCUCGCCUCUACCGUCUUCGGAAGAGCGACACGUGAGCUUCGAGGAAGAUGGCGGGGUGCCGGGAGAGGAGGGUCCGCCCAAGAAGAAGAUGAACGCCAGGGAACGAUGGUACUGGGCCUUCGACAAGAUCGUCGGUCAACUUAAUGUGAGUACACGAUCUCUCUCUCUCUCGGAGUGCCCUUGUGAGUUGCAGAGUAAUCUUCUGGGCUUAAAUACAAAUACCGGGAAACAUUUUACUCAGGCUUAAAAGUUAU